AUGGGUUUGUUGAAGAAGCAGGGAUACAAGCAACUGGUCAUGGUUGGUGACGGUGCCACUGAUCUAGAAGCUGCACCACCGGCUGAUGCCUUUAUCGGUUUCGGGGGAAAUCAGAUAAGAGAAGCUGUACGAACUCGAGCCGAUUGGUAUGUGACAGACUUUGAGAUUCUGCGUAAAGCACUGGAAUGA
This is a messenger RNA of Cooperia oncophora, 189 nucleotides long. Lineage: Eukaryota; Metazoa; Nematoda; Chromadorea; Rhabditida; Trichostrongylidae. The record is from the annotation of a GenBank genome assembly.